AUGGCAUCUCCAACACCCCUGACUCCUUCUAGUCGUCAAAAUGCGUACGAUAUUACAGCGGAUAUGUCCGGUGACUCAACUGGUUUGCUCGAUCUUUCAGACACUGGGCUACUUUCAGGAGGCUCAGGUCUUCUUGGCGCAAACAGUGAGAUCGCAGGUCUUCACCUCCGCCGUGCCAAACGUGGUCUGCUCGAUACGCUCGACACCGGAGAUGUUGGCGGAACGUUGAACUCGCUCACGGCGGGGGGUGCACUCUCUGAUAUUGGACUUGGUAUCAAACGUGACCACGGACACAACAAGAGGCUCCUCAAUUUUGGGCGUCCUUCAGGUGGCUUUUCUCCCAAAGGGAACACUUGCCCUGCUGGCCGCCGCUACUGCUGCAAGCACGUUCGCAAGUACUCGGAUCCACGCAAUGCCAAUCUACUAGACGGUGCUUUAGUGCAGGAUGGUUUGCUCAACGACGUCUUGAUGGGGCUUACUUGCGACUUGAUCGCUGGUACCCUCGCCCCUGACUCGUGCGAUAAGCAUGCUGUAUGUUGCACUAACCAACGUAACUCUAAUCAAGGCAUCCUAAGCCUCGGAUGCACCCCAUUCGGGUUGGACAUCAACAUAUAG
Rhizoctonia solani is the source of this 615-nucleotide messenger RNA. RefSeq names its product Fungal hydrophobin. Bases 1 to 615 code for a protein of 204 amino acids. Lineage: Eukaryota; Fungi; Basidiomycota; Agaricomycetes; Cantharellales; Ceratobasidiaceae. Gene Ontology annotation, cellular component: fungal-type cell wall. Gene Ontology annotation, molecular function: structural constituent of cell wall. The record is from RefSeq and is a predicted model, not a curated record. The transcript has 5 exons.